GGCGAAUAGAGCAACUUACUCGACUCCCGCCAUGGUCCUCGCUGGUCCCCUCGGUCCCUCUCUCGCCCCUACCAUCCGCAAGUCGCGCACACUCUACAGGUGGAUCAAGCCUGUAGCCGACUGGUACGCCGACCUCGCUGGCUAUAGGAAGGUCGGUUAUAAAUAUGAUGACCUCCUUUUGGAGGAACGUCCCGACGUUCAAAGGGCCCUCUCCCGCUUAACUCCUCGCGAGCACUACGACCGCCAGUACCGACUAAAGCGAGCUUCGCACUGCAGCGUGCUCCACGAUGUUCUUCCCAAGGACAAGUGGACGCAGGCUUCCGAGGACAUCCGUUACCUCAAGCCGCACGUCGAGAACGUCGAGAAGGAGGAGCUGGAGAGGAGAGCAUGGGACAACCUGGUCGUGUCCAGGAAGUAGACAUCGACCUCUGUAGCCCACCGCGUCAUUAUUUAGAGGAUCACGACAUCCGGCUAGACGUCA
Postia placenta MAD-698-R-SB12 is the source of this 481-nucleotide messenger RNA. RefSeq lists its product as hypothetical. Bases 32 to 418 code for a protein of 128 amino acids. The record is from RefSeq and is a predicted model, not a curated record. The transcript has 4 exons. NCBI's taxonomy places the organism in Eukaryota, Fungi, Basidiomycota, Agaricomycetes, Polyporales, Adustoporiaceae. Gene Ontology annotation, biological process: mitochondrial electron transport, ubiquinol to cytochrome c.